AUGUCUUCUUCACAAGUUAAAUGGGAUUGUUCUCAAUGCGGAUAUGCUCCAAGUGAUCGUCGUAAAUAUUGUAGUGAAUGUCACUCAAUGUUAACGUGGACAUGUACUGCCUCAGGAAGGUCCGGCCGGUAUACGCAUUAUUAUCGUCAUCGUGACAAUUGUAGUUAUUGUACACCAGAACUUGAAGAAGAAAAACAACACGAAAUGGAAGAGAAACAGCAACAACUUCAGGCUUUAGAUAAUAAACAACGUCCUUGGUCCGAAUGGAGACGUACCAAUGCAUCUUGCAUUCAACAUACUGGCUAUGACGUCGAACAAGUACAAGAAUUGUAUUCUAUGUGUGAAGAGCCACUUGUAAAUUAUUGUUCCCAUAAGGACUGCCGGCUUACAAAUAGUGCUGCUACCUCUUAUUUAUCUCCUAUGAAUAUGCUUGUCGUUACACUAUGGUACUUGAAACAUUAUCAUUCUGAACGAUAUAUUUCUUCGGAAUUGAAUUUAAGUCAAGCAGCAGUGAAUUAUUUAUUGUCAACAGUUGUGGAUAUUUUACACUCGUGUGUAUAUCCUGAAUUAAUUUCAAUACCUACUAAUCUAUCUAGUAGUAAAACACCACACGGACCUCAACAACACCAUAAACUAAUAGUCGAUUCGACUUUUAUUGCAAUUCCUGAACCUUAUGAUUCAGAGAAACGUAAGGCAUAUUAUCAUGCGAAAAUUUCAACAAAUUAUGCAUUGAAAGUUCAAAUCGCUUGCGAUUUUAAUCAUCGAAUCGUACACGUAUCCGAAUGUUAUCGUGGGAGUGUACAUGAUAUUACAAUUCUAAGAGAAUCGGGACUAUUAGAACAUGUAAACGACGCCGUACAAAUUAUUGGUGACAAAGGAUACAUUGGUGAAGAAUAUGUGGUGACUCCUAAAAAGAAAUCUCGUGGACACGAACUAACAGAUGAAGAUAAGGAUUUCAAUUAUGACAUUAACAGCGCAAGAGCAGCUAUUGAAAAUAUUAAUCAACGUUUGAAAACGUAUGCAAUCCUUAGUACUGUCUACCGAGGAGCUAUUGAUAAUUUUGAUAAGGCAACGAAAAUCGUACAAGUUGUUUGUGCUCUAUCUUUUCCACCAGAUGAUUGUAGUGCAGAAGGUCAAAACUGGAAUAUGCCUAUUUAUGAUUGGAACAAUCAAUCGAAAAAACCUCAAGUAUUUAAUUGGUGGAUAAAACGUUUAAAAAAAGCAUUGCAUAUUCUUGAUAUUGUACGAAUUGAUCAUUUUCGUGGUUUAGAAUUAUAUUGGUCAAUACCUGUAGAUGAAAAUUUUCUUCCUAUGAAACCAAUAGAUGGUGAAUGA
Rotaria sordida is the source of this 1335-nucleotide messenger RNA. The record is from the annotation of a GenBank genome assembly. Lineage: Eukaryota; Metazoa; Rotifera; Eurotatoria; Philodinida; Philodinidae.